CACAGUUAUUGACCUUUGGAUUAACAAACCGUCCGGCUACGUUUCAAGUUCUACUGUUCUUGUGUAAAUAUGGCACCUCUACAGACAGUCGUUGCUGCCUUGGUGCUAGUAGUUAUUGGUAUCGAUGGAGAGCAUACUAAACUAGAAUGGACCGACUGUGGUACGGAUACAAAUGCCAUUGUCUUGAACAAUGUAGCGAUAUCUCCGAUGCCAAUCGAAGUACCCGGUAAUCUGAGUUUGACCAUUGAUGCUGUUGCCAAGAUAGACAUCAACCGAGCCAAUCUAAAGGUUUCUGUUAAACGUCAUACUUUUAUUGGUGACGUCACUAUACCCUGUCUCUUCCACGUUGGAUCUUGUGAAUACCAGGAUACAUGUACCCUGUUGGACAGAAUGGAGAAGGAGAAUUGGGCUGGUAUAAUGGGCGGUAUUGGAACACAGGUUAAACAAAUGUUACAGUCUAUUGGUAUCACUUCAUUCUGUGGUGUGACUCCUAGAUCUAUCGGCAUUCAAAACUACAACCUAAAACUUCCCCCGAUUCCAGCUAUCCUCACCUUCUUCGCCGAGGGAGACUACACGGCUCAUGUAACUGUAGAAGACGAUGCCACUAAACAACAGAGGAUUUGUCUGGAUUUGAAACUCAGCAUCAAAAAACAUAAAGAUACCACGUGUACCGGUUGGUUUUGUGGCAGGAAAAGACGAAAUGUUCACUACUAGAGUUACCCCCCUUUAUUCUCCGAGAUAUUCGAAGUGAAUAAAAUUUUUAAUUCUA
Molecule: messenger RNA, 769 nt
Organism: Patella vulgata (common limpet)
Lineage: Eukaryota; Metazoa; Mollusca; Gastropoda; Patellidae
Product: ganglioside GM2 activator
Exons: 4
Coding region: 70-714 (214 amino acids)
Biological process (GO): ganglioside catabolic process; lipid transport
Cellular component (GO): cytoplasmic side of plasma membrane
Molecular function (GO): lipid carrier activity; enzyme activator activity
Source: RefSeq, a predicted model, not a curated record